GGGCACGCAAAAACCCUAACCAAAACCCUCCGCUUCUACCAUGACGCGUGUAUAAAUUCAUCACCUUCAGACUUCGGCCCCUCAUUUCGUUCAUUCCUCUCUCUCUCAAAACCCUAACAACUAAAAACAUCUCAUAACUAGGGUUUUUAGAGCCUCUGCAGUUCUUUUCCUCCUCCUCCUCCUUGCUCUAAUCUAAAUUAUUUCUCACCUUCUCUCAAUCAUGGGCAAAUCUAGCAAGAAAUCAACCCCCAAGGUUGAUGCAGCUCCUGCUGUAACCCCUGACCCCAAGUCUUCUAGUAAGGGUCAGAGAGAAGCGAGAGAACUUACAGAAGCUAUAGAGAAGCUUGUGAAUGCAAAGAAACGUAAGAUAGAUGACGGGGCAAAACAGGCUGUUAAGAAGGGAAAGGUUGAAGUAAAGACUCAGAAAAAGAAGAAAGAUGAAUCCAGUAGUUCUGAUAACUCGUCUUCUGAGGAAGAACAGAAGGCCAAAGUUGUAACAAAGAAGGUACAAAAGGAAACAAAAUCACCUGUUGAAGAAUCUAGUAGUGAGGAGUCAUCUUCAGAUGAGGAGGCUCCUCCCAAAGCUGCUAAAAAUGGCUCUGUUGGUGUUCCUGCUACACAAAGAAAGGGGGAUAGCAGUUCAGAUUCGUCAGAUGAUGAAUCUGAUGAGGAAGAGGUUAAAGUUGUAGUCAAGAAGGGUGUGAAGGCUACAAAACCACCUGUUGAAGAAUCUAGCGGUGAGGAUGAGUCAUCUUCGGAUGAGGAGCCUCAUGCCAAAGCUGCCCUUCCUCCAAAGAAGCAGCAACUGGAUGCCAAAAAUGGGUUAGUCAGUGCUCCUAGGAAAGGCAAGGCGGAAAGUAGCAGUUCAGAAUCUUCAGAUUAUGAAUCUGAUGAGGAUGAGAAAAAGCCUCCUGCAGUCUCCCAAGUGAAGAAGUUGCCACAAACUGGCACUAAAAAGGCAUCUGCUGCAAGCUCUGAGUCGGACUCUGAUAGCUCCUCAGAUGAGGAGUUACCUGCAAAGGCUUCAGCUCCCAAGAUUGUUCCCCAGGGUGUUACCAAUAAGAAGGCUAAAUCGGGUAGUAGUUCUGAUGAAAGUGAGAGUUCUGAGGAGAGUGAUUCUGAUGAGGAAAAGGCCCCUGCUACUAAGAAGGUUGCUUUAACAGCUACAAAUAACAAAGCUCAAUCAAGUGAUGAUUCUGAUGAUAGCGAUUCUGAUGAAUCGUCAGAUGAGGAUGAGGGCACAACCACAAAAGCAACCAAAGCUGUUUCGAAAGUGCAGACGUCAAAAAAGAGCAAUGGGAAUGGCAGUUCUGAAAGCGAGUCUGAUGACUCUGACUCUUACACUGACUCUGACUCUGAUGCUCCUGCAACCAAGGCUGUUGUUGGUUCAAAAAGGCCAUCUUCUGUUGCUCAAACAAAGGAAUCAAAAAAGGUGAAGGUAGCCACUCAAAAGGAAAGCAGCAGUUCUGAGAGCUCCAGCAAUACUUCAGAUGAUGAGGAAGAAAGUGAGGAUGAAAAACUCUCGAAAACCCCAAAGAAAAAUGGAAAGGUAAUUACUAAAAAAGAAAGCAGCAGUUCUGAGAGUUCCAGUGAUAGUUCAGAUGAUGAGGAACAAAGCGAGGAUGAAAAACCCACGAAAACCCCAAAGAACAAUAGCACUGAUGUAGAAAUGGUAGAUGCUGCUACUCCACAUGCAACCACCAAGAAGACUGAUCUGCAAUCUGCUAAGAAAGCUCCUAAGACUCCAGUUACUUCUGAGGUUCAGUCUACAGGUUCAAAGACAUUAUUUGUUGGCAACCUACCUUUUGAAGUUGAACGACCUGAUGUGGAAAGUUUCUUUGAAGGUGCUGGUGAAAUUGUUGACAUACGCUUUGCUAUGGACAAAGAACAGAGGUUUAAGGGCUUUGGACAUGUUGAGUUUGCUACAACUGAAGCAGCCCAGAAGGCUCUUAAAUUGAAUGGUCAAAGUUUAAAUGGCCGGCAACUAAGACUUGAUUUGGCACGUGAGAGAGGUGAAAGGGCCUCGUAUACACCGUAUAGCGGCAGCAGAGAGAACAGUUCAUUUCAGAAGGGAGGGAGAGGCCAGGCUCAGAAGAUAUUUGUCAGGGGCUUUGAUACCUCCCUUGGUGAGAAUGAGAUUAGGAGUGUCCUUGGCGAGCAUUUUGAAACUUGUGGAGAGAUUACAAGGAUAUCUAUCCCAACAAAUUAUGAGACUGGUGCUAUCAAGGGGAUGGCUUACUUGGAAUUCAAGGAUGCUGAUGGUUUCAACAAAGCUUUAGAGCUUAGUGGCAGUCAACUUGGAGAUCAGUACUUAACUGUUGAAGAGGCAAAACCACCAAGGAGUGAUAACCGUGAUGCCUGGGGUAGUGGCAGAGGCGCAGGCCGAAGCGGUGGAGGGAGGAGUGGUGGUAGAGAUGGUGGUGGCCGCUUUGGCAGUAGGGGUGGUGGUCGGGGCAGAGGACGUGGAACACCCUAUAAACCUAGUGUGACUGCAGUUGCCUCAGGGAAGAAGACAACAUUUAAAGAUGAUGAAUGAAGAAUGUAGAAGAAUAAUAAAAGUAUGUUUGCCUGAUAUAAGUAUUAAAUUUUGGUAGUUCUCAAUCGCCCAAGAUUUUGUUUGACUUGCAUAAGCUAAUAUUUUAAUUUUCUUAUCAUAUAGUAAGGGCCAUGUGAACUCGGAGAAUUUGUGUUAUGCUUAGGAGGGUACAAUGAUAUUUGUUUGUAAUUUCAAUGAUUAUUUCAUAUUUAUUUUAAAAUUGCCAUUAUCUAAA
Molecule: messenger RNA, 2771 nt
Organism: Hevea brasiliensis (rubber tree)
Lineage: Eukaryota; Viridiplantae; Streptophyta; Magnoliopsida; Malpighiales; Euphorbiaceae
Product: nucleolin 1
Exons: 22
Coding region: 221-2536 (771 amino acids)
Molecular function (GO): RNA binding
Source: RefSeq, a predicted model, not a curated record